Molecule: messenger RNA, 315 nt
Organism: Cryphonectria parasitica EP155
Lineage: Eukaryota; Fungi; Ascomycota; Sordariomycetes; Diaporthales; Cryphonectriaceae
Exons: 3
Molecular function (GO): iron ion binding; oxidoreductase activity, acting on paired donors, with incorporation or reduction of molecular oxygen; heme binding
Source: RefSeq, a predicted model, not a curated record
AUGGGAAUGGACAACAGCAAGGUUGACUAUUCCAAGAAGAGGCAGCUCAAGAUCAUCAGCGUGUCCACCACCGCAUUACUGCUUGCCCGCGAGCGGCUGCAGUUUGAAGGUCUGGUGCACGAGAUGCGAAGCACCUUUGUCCUCGAGCUGGACACCACCGUCACUUCCACCAAGGGCCUAGUCUACCUAGAGGCCGUUAUCAACGAGACCCUGCGCAUCAAUCAUCAUAACCCGAGCAGCACACCUCGUAGUGUGCCAGGGGGUUUAGAUGUCGCUGGUAACUUGAUCCCUAAGAUAACAUCAUGGACUGAGCUU